Rhodotorula toruloides NP11 is the source of this 1071-nucleotide messenger RNA. Its product is annotated as Myb domain containing protein. The transcript has 4 exons. The coding region runs from base 1 to 1071 and encodes 356 amino acids. Lineage: Eukaryota; Fungi; Basidiomycota; Microbotryomycetes; Sporidiobolales; Sporidiobolaceae. The record is from RefSeq and is a predicted model, not a curated record.
AUGACCAGCACCAGCCGCCGAGACCUCGAUGUACAAGUCUUGACACCCCCCGCGACUCCGGCGGUCCUUGUAGCGCCGGUCUCGACUUUCGAAGGGACGCCACAAAUCGCCUGCGACGAGCUCAGCAAGACGGUUGCGGUGGAGGAGGAUAUCGUGGUGGACUGGGAGGUGUUGCUGGGAGGAUGUAUGGACGAGACUGGCCCGGCACAGUUGGAUGCGGUGGAGUUGGAGCGCUUGCUCAGUGCUGAAGGACCUUGGACCGAUAACGCAUCCAGCGGGCAAGCCGGCGCAGUCCUUCCCGACCUACCAAUCCCGUUCUCCGCCUUCGACUCCUCCUCGACCCUCUCUAACUUCUCCGCUACGCCCGCCACCACCUUCAUUGACUCUCCCUUCGCUUCUUCUGCGCUCAUUACGCCCGCUACGACCAUCGACUUCCCGCCAACUCCAGCUCUCACGCCCUCGACCGACUUCUCUCCAACUCCCUCAACCUCGACAUCCACCGAUCAACCCGUCCGCCGCGUCCGAGUCUACUGGACAGCGCAGGAAGACGAGUUGCUGAUGAGCGUGAAGGAGGCGCCGGUGAAUCGGAAGUUGUCGUGGGUUGCGAUUGCGAGGAAGGCGGGAUUGGGUCGGACGGGGAAGGAGUGUAGGGCGAGGUAUCUGAUCUUGAAGGACAAGCGGGACUUGCGACGAGCGGAACACGAAGCGAGUCCGCCAGAUGCAGCAGCUUUCCGUCCAGCACCACGCCAGCGCUACCUUUAUUCAGCAGCCGACGACGCCCAUCUCCUCUCGCUCAUCCUCUCCAACACCCGAGUUGACUGGAGCGCGGUGGGCAAGUCGCUCGACCCGCCACGAACGGGCGAUAACUGCUAUCAGCGGGCUAGCAAGCUAAGGCGGAUGAAGGCUGCGGAGGCGAAGGCGCGAGAAGCGAAGGAACGGCAGGAGGUUGUUGAAGCAAUGAGUGCGGAGCGGGCGGCCGCGAGGGAGCAGCCGCCAGACGCAGUGUGCGGACAGCGCACUCUGGAGGAGCUGGGCUUGGCGUGGUUGGCGAAUCUGGCGACGGAAACUUAG